Molecule: messenger RNA, 546 nt
Organism: Saccostrea cuccullata (small rock oyster)
Lineage: Eukaryota; Metazoa; Mollusca; Bivalvia; Ostreida; Ostreidae
Exons: 1
Coding region: 1-546 (181 amino acids)
Source: RefSeq, a predicted model, not a curated record
AUGAUAGGAAUCGCACGCCGCAUCCUUGAUUCCAUGCUGUGCCACGUCCCUCGCCUUACACAUGAGAUCUUGUGCACCCUCAUGGCCGAGGUAUGUGCAAUCCUGAAUUCACGACCUCUUGCUGCGGUGUCCACUGAUCUAGAUUCUCCAACAGUUUUAUCACCAGCAACGAUCUUAACACAAAAGACAGGUCAGCGCGUUGAGCCAUUUCAGCAUUUUGGAGUGAAAGAUAUGAUCAAGUCACAAUGGCGUCAAGUACAAGUCUUGGCCGAUCAGUUCUGGACACAAUGGAAAGAAAGAUACCUGACCACACUACAAGCGCGUCAGAAAUGGAACAGUGAACGACCAAGUCUCAAAGAAGGUGACGUUGUACUGAUGAAGGACACAGACGCCCCCAGAAUACAGUGGCCGCUUGGUGUCGUACAACAGUGUUUUGAAAGUGAGGACGGACGAAUUCGAAAAGUGUCACUACGUGUUAUUAAACAUGAGAAACCAGUGCUGUAUACAAGACCUGUAUCAGAGUUGAUUUACUUGUUUAGUGUGUAA